This is a messenger RNA of Phymastichus coffea, 2297 nucleotides long. It is a transcript of the gene HPS1, whose product is annotated as BLOC-3 complex member HPS1. Bases 285 to 2297 code for a protein of 670 amino acids. Gene Ontology annotation, molecular function: guanyl-nucleotide exchange factor activity. Gene Ontology annotation, biological process: vesicle-mediated transport. Gene Ontology annotation, cellular component: BLOC-3 complex. NCBI's taxonomy places the organism in Eukaryota, Metazoa, Arthropoda, Insecta, Hymenoptera, Eulophidae. The record is from RefSeq and is a predicted model, not a curated record. The transcript has 8 exons.
UAGGCAGCAGUCACGCAGAUACGUAAUCCCCACGCGAGUCGGCUUUUAAAAAAUAAUAAAGCAGACAGCAUGUGGAAAACCUGUAUUGAGACGGCCUUAGCAGCAACGAGUUAGUAGCGCUCGAUAGGUGAAUCGCAGCGACCGCAAAAACCUCGCUUUACGGGUGUUGCCUGUAUCCUUCUCUUUUUCUUCCUCUUUUUUUCUUUGGCGCUCGUUCCAUAUUUUUUUUUCUUUUAUAUAUAAACAAAUGCAACAUUAUAGCUGCAAGUAAUAUUGCCAUAAUCAUGUGUACGAAUAUCAGGGGGAUUCUGAUAUUUGAUCAUUUGAACGAUGUUCUGUUCGCCAAGUGCAACGACAAGUUCGUCGAUCACAUUCAAAAGUUGGCCAGACUCCAGGGUUUACUCGCCGAAAAUAAGGAUGAAAGUGACUCAUCGAGCUUCAAACCAACUCCAAACAUUCUCAUGCAGUUGUUCUCUCCAAUUGUUACGUCACAAUAUCUUAUGGCAUCACAAUUCGGCAAUACAUACACAUCAAUGAAGUGUCAAGAUGGCACUAAUAUUGUAUUUGAUGAAUACAUGGGAUACACAUUUAUCUACAUAUCAGAUGAAGUAGUGGAGUUAAUGCGAAGAACUGUGGGUAUUUGUGUAACUAUUGUCAAGCAUUUUUGUGGUCCUAAUGUAUCUUUAUUGAAAACUAGUAGACAAAAAGUGGAACUUGUUUCACACCUUAUGGAUGCAUGGGUAGAAUUAAGGAAAUCUGAACAGAGUAUUUUAACAGAAACUGUUGAACAAUUAUCAGUAAAUGCAGAUUUAGCUUCAACAACUUUAGGAGUUUUAAGUGAUGCAGCUGAUAAAUUGAAAGCUCAAUCAGAAUUCUCGAAUGUACAUGUUUUGGUGUUAGUUGAACACAAAUUUAUGUCUUUAUUUUCUAGUAUAAAAGCACAGGAUUUAUUGGCAUCUGACAUUUUGUUAAUGGUUCUCUUGUGUCAUGUAGCCAAUAAAAGCAUAAAGGGAGAUUAUGAAAAGAACAUCAAAGCCAACGACACUCUGUUGUCUCGGAGUGGUGCAAUACAAAAAGAGCAAGAUAAGCCUCCUGAUAAUUUGGAAAAACUGACGAUUCCAACAUCUGUAGAUAUAUGUAAUUUAUUUGAAGGUACAAGGGACUCCUCUAUUAGUGAAAAUCUAUCUUGGUUAGCUUCCGAUGAACUUAACAGUCAAGUGAUGCUUCUUGGCUCCCAAGACUGUGGUUAUACAGCAAAUGCUAUUCAUAUAUUUCAAUUAGCUGAUGGGAUAAAUUUAGUGACAAUAGUAGAAAUGACAAAUUUAACUAUUUCAUCUAGCUUGUGCGAUAGUUUUUAUCAUUUGAAUGUCAUAAAUGGAUUACAACUGCAAAGAGAUAUUGAUGAACUGAGACCAGCAUUUGAUAAUCUUGAAGCAUCUAUCAAAAAAACUUUGGAUGGUAUUAAGAAAAACAGAGGUAACAUUAGUAAUGAUGUUGAUAUGUGCCAAAGACGACUACAAAUGAAAUGGGAACAAGUUAGGAAAAAAUAUAUGGAGCUUUUGAAAACUAGGGAUCCUGAAACUGUUUUACAAAUUGAGUCCAGUACACAAAGUUUUGUAGAAUCACUGAAAGAUUUGUUCAAGCUUAUUUGCUUGAAUAAAAAUUUUGUACAAUUAGGACGAGAUGUAGUCACAACUGUUAGCAAACUUGUCAGUCAAAAACUGAAUGAGUUUAGCGAUUUUCUAAAAAUUAAAGCUAUAAAAAACUUCACUAUUGGAUCUUCUCUAACAAUCAACAAAUAUCUAGAAGAAUUUCCAGGACUGGUGCAUUUUAUAUACAUUGAUAGGACAACUCACAGAUUAAUAGCACCAACAAUAGACUUCAGUAAUUCAGAAACUUUAACAUUAACAAUAAAGAAGAUCUGGACAAUGGUUGAACAGAGUAGAAUACACCUGCAAGAAGGUCAUAUGUCCAUAAUGUGGAAAGACACUACCUUUAACUAUGCAUACUUUUUAUGGUUUGAAGAUAGCUCUGGCACAUCAUUAAAAUGCAAAACAUACUUCAAUCACAUAUUAAAAAAUUUUCCCGUUCCUGGUAUUCUUUGUGGAGAUUAUUACAAGAAAUUGGCAGAAGCAUACUUCCCAAAAUUAUCGCCAAACAAGAUUCGCAUUUACGAGUUAUACUGUGUACACUUAGGAUUGGCUACAUCGUCAUGUGUACUUGAACAUUCUAGAAGAUUGGCUGCAACAAUUUGGGAAAUUACCGGUCUGCCCAACAAUCCUGCAGACAUACUAUAA